AUGGAAGGUUUACGUGCCUCUUCCCUGGAAUUGACCCCCACCACGGAACACUCAGCUACAGCAACCGUUCCAACACCAGCAUCAACGCAGGCUCCAUCUAAACGCCGGAGUGCAGCCAUCAUCGCCUGUAUAACAUGUAUUACCGGUAUAAGCAAUCUUCUUGCCGGCCUUCUCACGGUCUGCAUACCCGUUAUUGCACAGGAUCUUGCCAUCCCGCCCGGCCUUGAGCUGUGGCCAGCGUCUGCCUUCGCUUUAUCUUGCGGCUGCUCACUCCUCUUUUGCGCCACCGUCGCCGACCUGGCAGGCUGCAGGCGGGUAUGCCUUGUUGGCGCAUUGCUCCAGGCGUGCAGCGCAGUUGGUGCCGGACUGACCAACACGUCCACGCAGUUGAUAGCAUUGCGGACCCUUGCCGGUAUUGCUGCGUCGCUGUGUCUGCCCAGUGCGGUUGGUGUUGCCUCGAAUGCGUUUCCCAGUGCUACGAUGCCACGGAGCCGUGCUGUCGCGUUCUCUGCCAUGGGAGGUGGCCAGGCCGUUGGCUUUGGGCUCGGCCUCGCUUUAGGCGGCGUUUUCAGCGAUACGGUCGGUUGGAGGUGGGGGUUCCAUACGACGGCCGUCCUCAAUCUUCUUGUUCUGGCAUUGGCAACAUGGUCGCUGCCAGUUCAUCUUGACGGACCACUUGACCGGGCCAUUCUUGCGCACUUGCGUCAACGCCUCGACUGGAUUGGGGUGAUGAUCAUUAGCACAAGCUUGGCCUGUCUCUCUUAUGUUCUAGCGGUCGUGUCGGGACCUGGUGCAUCGGGCCGAUUGCGUGGACCAUUGAACCUGUCUCUACUCUGUGUCGGGCUCGUUCUAUUACCAACCUUUAUAGUAUGGGUUCAUUUCCAAACAAGCCGUCAGAAACCUGCUUUGAUUCCCAACAGCCUAUGGACCAACGUGCCCUUUUCCUCUGUCUGUGCUGCAGUAUUCCUUAUCUGGGGCGCUCUCAAUGCCAGUGAGCAACUAGCAGCUCUGUAUCUACAGGAGAUUCGUGGUUUCUCGACCCUGACGGCAUCAUUAUAUUUUCUUCCGGCUCCUCUUUGUGGUCUUAUCAUGAACAUCGUCGUUGCCCUUAUUCUUCCAAAGCUAAGGCCAUCUAUUGCGGUGCCAGCAGCUUGCUUCGUAAGUGGGCUUGCGCCGCUAUUGUUGGCGGUCUUGUGUCGUGUCGAUGGCCCUGGAUAUUGGCACGGCAUAUUCCAAGCCAUCGCCAUUAACCCAUUAGGUGCGGAUCUCAUGUAUACAAUUGCAAUGCUCGUUGUGACGGACGCUUUCCCUGUCGAGAUGCAGGCGCUAUCUGGUGGUGUUUUUAACAUGCUUGCUCAGAUUGGAAAGAGUGUAGGAAUAUCUACAACUGCUCUUAUUGCGAAGCGGAUAACAGACCAAACUGAUGGUGUUGACACAGGCACAUCUCUCCUUCGAGGAUACGCAGCUGGCUGGUGGUACAAUUCUGCGUUAGGAUUUGCCUCAGUCCUCGUAACGCUUUGGGGUCUGAGACGCGUUGGGAAGCUAGGUGUGAAAAAGGACUAA
Molecule: messenger RNA, 1563 nt
Organism: Fusarium odoratissimum NRRL 54006
Lineage: Eukaryota; Fungi; Ascomycota; Sordariomycetes; Hypocreales; Nectriaceae
Exons: 1
Coding region: 1-1563 (520 amino acids)
Biological process (GO): transmembrane transport
Cellular component (GO): membrane
Molecular function (GO): transmembrane transporter activity
Source: RefSeq, a predicted model, not a curated record